This is a messenger RNA of Alligator sinensis (Chinese alligator), 895 nucleotides long. RefSeq names its product free fatty acid receptor 4 (gene FFAR4). Gene Ontology annotation, cellular component: membrane. Gene Ontology annotation, biological process: G protein-coupled receptor signaling pathway. The transcript is spliced from 2 exons. Gene Ontology annotation, molecular function: peptide binding; G protein-coupled receptor activity. The record is from RefSeq and is a predicted model, not a curated record. Lineage: Eukaryota; Metazoa; Chordata; Crocodylia; Alligatoridae. The annotation marks the transcript as partial.
UCUUUUACUCUUUGCAAACAGGAAAUACAGGUGUGCACCUUGGUUUGGCCCAGCGUUGCAGGAGAGAUAUCUUGGGAUAUAACUUUCAGCAUCAUCAUCUUUGUAAUACCAGGAUUAGUCAUUGUGAUCAGUUAUUCAAAAAUUUUGCAGAUUACAAAAGCAUCAAGAAGAAGAUUAAAUGCUGGUUUAGCCUACUCAGAACAUCAUCAGAUUCAAGUUUCUCAACAAGAUUACAAACUAUUUCGAACUCUGUUUGUGUUGAUGAUCUCUUUCUUCAUCAUGUGGAGCCCAAUAAUCAUCACUAUUCUCUUAAUUUUAGUUCAGAAUUUCAAGCAGGAUUUGAACAUUUUGCCAACAUUUUUUUUCUGGAUAAUGGCCUUCACUUUUGCCAAUUCUGCUGUCAACCCAAUUUUAUACAAUGUUACCCAUUUCAGACAUGAAUGGUACCAAGCUUUUUUCUGCUGUGCAACAUCUUCAGAAAGGACAGCAGCUGGUACGGACACGAUAGUAAGAAGACAUGACCACGGACAACCUAACGUGUCUGUUAUUUCUAAAUAAUUAUUUGAUGGAGGUACAGUGAUUGAAAAGUAAGAGCAGAAUUGUACUCUGCAAGGCAGAUUUUUACCUAGUGAAAACUGUAUUGACUUUAAUACAGCAAAAACAAUUUAUAGUGCAGACCCUCAGCUAGUAUUUUUAUUAUUUAUUUUUUUACUAAAGAUAGAAAGCAAGUUUUUACACCCCAGUUAGAGUUACAUGGAUUUGUAGUAUCUUAAAACAGCAAAAAGAAAAAGUUCAUAUAAAUUUUCGUGCACAAACUAACUUGUGCAUACUUGAACAUAAGUUUGUGUAGACUAGUCUGUUUUUUUGCAGCAAAUUCUAAUCUUAAUAUUCAAAU